Strongylocentrotus purpuratus (purple sea urchin) is the source of this 6989-nucleotide messenger RNA. RefSeq names its product zinc finger protein Xfin. The record is from RefSeq and is a predicted model, not a curated record. The transcript has 3 exons. NCBI's taxonomy places the organism in Eukaryota, Metazoa, Echinodermata, Echinoidea, Camarodonta, Strongylocentrotidae. Bases 329 to 6205 code for a protein of 1958 amino acids.
CACUUCAUAACACAAGGACGGAUGGACGCGGCUGAAGGAAAACAAGACAGGAAGAAAAAAUUGAAACAAAUGAAGUAAAGUUAUGUUAUCGUGGUUAAUGUUUCCUAUAUACUCUUCAUCAUGUCAAGAUUUGUGGCUCCAGCUGUUGAUAUGUUUGGACUGGAUUAAAAAGGAGUAUUUGGCGAUUCAUUUUAAGGUACAGCUCUACAUAUCGUCGCGGGAAUACUAAUUCAAGCACACGGAAGCAACGUACUUACGCGGAAGCCCAGGGCCAGGCCAGGCUGGGCCCGUCGUUGCGGCGCUGGCCCCAUGAUCCAAUCAAGGAGGAAUGGCAAACCGACAAACUGGCAGUGGCAGACGGGUCAACAUGGAACAAACGGACGAGUCACUUUGUCCAGACACGUCCAUUACUAGACCAGAGCUAGAUGGAAGUCCAGCCUCUGCAGCAGGACAAGAUGAAAGCAACUAUGAAAACAAGAAGAACAAUGAAGAGGAGACAACAUGUCUACAGGAAGAAGAAAAUCAGAUCAGCGGGAAUGAGGUGGAGGACUUUGUUGAUAUGUACAUAGAAGAAGGAGUACCCUCUUCCGAUGAUGCUGGAGUUCGGAAUUCAGCCAUAACAUCGCUAUCGGAUGAUUCUCUUAGUGGAACCGUUGAGAACAGUUAUGAUGAGAAUUCUGAAGGUGAUGAUGGUGAUGGUUGGAUGAGAGAUGACAACCCUCAUACAGGUAAAAGCGAUGGACGGUUGGACGCAGAGCAAGAUGACAUCACUUUCAAAGAUGAGGAUAUUAUGGAGGAAGAUUCUCUUCAGGACAAUGACGAUCAUCAUUUUCAACUUGCAGACGAUGCAUACCUUGGAAUAGAGGCAGGGGAUGACAGAAAACACCCAGAUGACAUCGAUGGAAAGCCUGGGACAGCGAUUGCAAGCACGUCUUCAAAUGUUGACGGAAAUCCUUAUUACUGUGCAUAUUGUUCUCGACCAUUUUCAAAGAAAACUCAUUUUGUUGAACAUCUCCGAAUACACACUGGAGAAAAGCCUUUCCAGUGUUUAGAAUGUAAGAAGUCCUUCAUCACAAAGUCUCAUCUUACCAGACACACCAAGUUACACAGGCUAGACAAAACUAAUACUGGCAGGUAUACUUGUUCGUAUUGCCAUCUGGCAUUGCCUUCAGAGAAUCGUCUUAUUGCGCAUAUAAGAAUACAUACCGGAGAGAGGUCUUUUGAGUGUAGGUUGUGUAGUAAAACAUUCGCUAACAAAGGUCAUCUAGAUGAACAUAACAGAAUACACACUGGGGAGAAACCCUUCGAAUGUCCUAAGUGUAGUAAAUCAUUCAUUACUAAGUCUCACCUAAGGAGGCAUUACAAAGUACACACUGUAGAAAAGUCUAAGAAACGUCAUAAAUGUUCGUAUUGUGGUGCUGUAUUUUCUAGAAGGGUUCAUCUCGUUGAACAUGUAAGAUCCCAUACUGGGGAGAGGCCUUUUCCAUGUUCUAAAUGUAAAUGGUCAUUCAUGACAAUGUCGCAUCUAAGGAGACAUCUAAGAACACACAAACUAGACAAAACUUAUGUGUGUAAACACUGUGGUAAUAAGUUCUCUAAAAAGAAACAACUUGUUGAACAUGUUAGAAAGCAUGCAGGAGGGAGAAAGUUCCAGUGUACAAAGUGUGAUAAGUUCUUCACUAAACAGUCUCAACUCACAAAUCAUACAAAAAUACACACCAGAGAAGAAACAGAGCCAGUAGAAACACACCAUGUUGAAGAAAGCGUUCGAGAUGAACAUACAAAAACAAGUCACGGUUUUCAAGAUGCUUGCGGCAUUUCUUUAUCUGAAAACUUCCCCCUCGAUGAACACAUAAGGACUCGUACCAGGGAGGAGGUGGAGAAUUUUCAGUGUUCUGAAUGUGGUGAUGUGUUCACUUUAGAGUCAGAUCUUAUGGCACAUAAGAAAACUCAUAAAGGAGGAAAAUGUCUUCAGUGCUCGUAUUGUGGCCGUACGUUUACUGGUAAGAAUCAUCUAAUUGAACACGUAAGAACGCAUACCGGUGAGAGACCUUUUCAUUGUCCUCAAUGUGAUUGGUCUUUCAUGACAAAGUCGCAUCUAAGAAGACAUCUGAGAACACACAAUCUAGACAAAACUUAUGUGUGUAAACACUGUGGUAGUAUAUUUUCUAAAAAGAAUCUUCUAGAUGAACAUGUCAGAAAGCAUAAAGGUGGGAAAAGUUUCCCGUGUCUCGAGUGUGAUAAGGUCUUCACUAAACAGUCUCAUCUCACAAAACAUUCAAAAAUACACACCAAAGAAGAAACAGAGCCAGUGGAAACACAUCAUGUUGAAAAGCUAUAUGGGUGUACAUAUUGUUAUGUAACAUUCUCUGAAGAAAGUUUGCGAGAUGAACAUACAAAAAUUCAUACCUUACACAUUGCAGAAAGUCCAGAGAAAGAUCAUCAUAAAUGUUCUUAUUGUGGCUUUACUUUCCCUGAAAAGUGUCAUCUAGAGGAGCACAUCAAAACUCACAUUGGCGAAGAGGCAGAAGAGAAUUUUGAGUGUUCUGCAGGUAGUGAAAUAACACAUAUGACAAGUCAUGAUGUAGAUGUAAGUCUUGAAUGUUCAUACUGUGGCAGUUUAUUCUCUGAAAAGUUUCUUCUAGAUGAACACAUAAAGAUUCAUACUUCAGAAGAGAGGGAGGAGAAUUUCCCGUGCUUGGAGUGUAACGAAAUAUUCACUACGCAGUCAGAUCUCGAAAUACAUAUGACAAGUCACGUUUUUCAAGAUGCUUGCUGCAGUUCUUCAUCUGAAAAGUUACCCGACGAUGAACACAAAAGAACUCAUACCGGGGAUGAAGUGGAGAAUUUCCAGUGUUCUGAAUGUGGUGAGGUUUUCACUUUAGAGUCAGACCUCAUGGCACAUAUGAAAACUCAUAACGGAGGAAUAUGUCAUCAGUGCUCGUAUUGUAGCCGAACGUUUGCUGGUAAGAAUCACCUGACUGAACAUAUACGAACGCAUACCGGUGAGAGACCUUUUUCUUGUCCUCAAUGUGAUUGGUCAUUCAUGACAAAGUCGCAUCUAAGAAGACAUCUGAGAACACACACAGGGAAGAAACGCCAUGAAUGCGGUUAUUUUUCUAUGAAGUUUCUUGAUAAAACGCAUUUAAACGAUCAUGUGCGAACACAUACCGGAGAACGGCCUUUCCAAUGUUUUGAAUGUUUGAAAUAUUUCAACUCCACGGCUAGUCUAAGAAGUCACAUGAGAACACAUGCUGGAGAAAACUCUCAUAGGUGUUCUCAUUGCUCCACUUCGUUCUCUAUGAAGAGUCAUCUAACGGAGCAUCUAAGAUCACAUGUGAUAGAAGAGCCUCUGACUCAUUCUGGGUUACACAAGGAAGAUAGCUGCGAUACAGAGAAUGAUGAAUCUUCCAACUGUUAUACAUUUCCUGAAGAUAUCAAUCAAGAUGUGCAGAUGGGAACAGAUUUCCAGAGUUCUGAGCAUUCCGAGUCGUCCACCCCCGAGUUGGAUCUUGCAACAAAUAUAGAAACUCCCGAAGUCAAGAAGAGUCUUGAAUGUCCUCACUGCGGCCGUAAUCUUGCUACCAAGCAUCAUCUGAUUGAACAUGUCCGAAUUCAUACAGGGGAAAGACCCUUCCAUUGUUCAGAAUGUGAUUGGUCGUUCAUGACAAAGUCUCACCUCAAUAGGCAUUUGAGAACACACUCUCGAGGAAAACGUCACAAGUGUUCGCACUGUUCGGAUACCUUCACUUCAAAGAAUCGUCUAAUGGAACAUCUAAAAAAGCAUAGAGAAACACCUCAUCGGUGUUCUGUUUGUAACUCGUGGUUCACUACCGAGUCUAAUCUUAUGUCGCAUUGUAAAGUACACAACAUGGAUAACGUGGAAGCAAUGGAUCAUGAUUCUACUCCUUAUAGCAGUACAGCUUAUAAAAAUGAUAGUGUAGAUGAACGUGUAGCAGAUUCUCAGGGCUCUCGAUGCAUUGACAUUUGUAUUAAUACAGAAACAGAUCUCAUAGCGCCCAGUAGAACACAGGGUGUUCAGAGGAUCUAUGAGUGUUCUCAUUGUACAAAAUCAUUAUCCGACAUUGGUAAAUUCGUUGAGCAUGUCCGAAUGUGUAACAAGUCCUUCACAACUAAUCAUCGUAGGAAACAUUCCAAAAGACUUGGUGCAGAAAAGGCUGAUACAGGCGGUCAUAUGUGUUCAUAUUGUGGUUGUACAUUCUCUGAAAAGUGUCAUUUGGAAGAACACAUAAGAAUUCACACUGCUGAAGAAGUAGAGGAGAACUUCCAGUGUUCUGAGUGUAGUGAGAUAUUCACUACACAGUCGGAUCUCAUGAUACAUAUGAGAACUCAUGAUGGAGGAGAGUCUUUCAUAUGUAUCUAUUGUGGUAGUGCAUUCUCUGAGCAAGGUCUACUAGAUGAACACAUAAGAACUCAUAUGACGGAAGACUCUGAGGAGUUAUUCCAUUGUGUAGAAUGUGAUGAGCCAUUUGUGACAGAGUCAGAUCUCAAAACACAUAUGAGUACACAUGCUUCAGAAAGACCUUUUCAGUGUACCAGUAAGUCUUGUGGUAUUAGAUUUCCUGAAAAAUGUCAACUAGAACAACACGUUUUAAUCCAUAAUGAGGUAAAAUCAGAGGAGAAUUUUCAGUGUUCAGAAUGUGGGGAGAUGUUUAGUUUUGAGGCGGAUCUCACAAAACACAUGAAAGCAACUCAUGAUGUACGCAAGCGCCUUGAAUGUUCCUAUUGUGGCAAUACAUUUGCCAAUAAGUAUCAUUUAACAGAACAUGUCCGAUCUCAUACCGGUGAGAGACCUUUUCCUUGUUCUGAAUGCAGUUGGUCCUUCAUGACAAAGUCCCAUCUUACAAGGCAUAUGAGAACACACGCUCGAGAAAAGCCUCUCAAGUGUACCUAUUGUUCGAGAACAUUCUCUUCGCUGAGCUAUCUCACUGCUCAUGUUGAGAAGCAUACAAGAAAUGCACCUCGCUGUUCAGUGUGUAACGAAUGGUUUCCUACUCACGCUAGUCUAGCUGUGCACUCUAAAAUACACACUGAAGAUGACUCUGAUACUGGAAAUAGCAGUACACUGUCUAAAAACGGUAAUGCAGAUGACCAUGAUGGAGAAGAUGUCCAUAAUUCUGAAUGUAGUGAGGUGGAUACCACACAAAGUCAGACCAAUGAUGGUGAAAAAGCUUAUCAGUGUUCACAUUGUGCUGAAUCCUUUUCAGACAAAAUUCAAUUUGUUGAACAUGUUAGGAGUUGUAACACAUUAUUCGUCUCUAAAUCUCGUCUCAGGAAAAUUUCCAAAGUACAUAAUGCAGACAAUCCUGAGACAGGUCAUCAUAAAUGUAUUUAUUGUGGCUGUACAUUCUCUGAAAAGUGUCUUCUAGAAGAGCAUGAAAGAAUACAUACUGAUGAGGAGGUUGAGGAGAGUUUCCAGUGUUCUGAGUGUAGUGAGAUGUUCACCACACAGUCGGAUCUCACGACACAUAUGAGAAGUCAUGAUGGAGAAGGGUCUUUUGAAUGUAUCUAUUGUGACAGUUCAUUCUCUGAACAAAAUCAACUUGAUGAGCAUGUCCUAAUCCAUACGGAGGGAAAAUCAGGGGAGGAUUUUCAGUGUUCAGAAUGUGGGGAGAUGUUCACAUUUGAGUCGGAUCUCUCAAGGCACAUGAAAUCUCAUGAUGUACGCAAGCGCCUUGAGUGCACCCACUGUGGCAAUACCUUUGCCAACAAGUAUCAUCUAACGGAACAUGAAAGAUCUCAUACCGGUGAGAGACCUUUUCCUUGUUCUGAAUGUGAUUGGUCCUUCAUGACAAAGUCCCAUCUCAGAAGGCAUAUGAGAACACAUACAGGGGAAAAGCCUCAUGAAUGUACCUAUUGUCCUUUGAAAUUUGCUGUCAGGACGCGCUUGGUUGAACACAUAAGAGUCCACACAGGGGAAAGACCUUUUCAAUGUACAGAGUGUUUCAAGUUCUUUACCUCAAAGUGUAACCUCAGGAGUCACAUGAAGUCACAUACGGGAUAUAAGCCGUAUCAGUGUUCCCACUGUUCUAAAGCGUACACUAAAAAAGGUCAUCUAGCUGACCACUUAAGAACGCAUACAGGAGAAAGGCCUUUUGAGUGUUCUCAGUGUGACAUGGCGUUUAUGAGAAAAUCUCAUCUUGAGAAACAUGUAAAGUUACACAGUGCUGAAAAGUCGCAAUAAAGGUUCCUCUAUUUUCACGAGUUUUUGACAGUAAUUGAUUUGUCUAUUGGUUUUUCUAAGAGUAGGAAUGAAAACAUUCCUGAAACCUCAGUGAACAAGUUGAGAAAAAUAGAAGACAUGGUGUUAAUAUUUGAUAAUUUGUUUGUACAGCAGUAUUAAUAUCUAUAAGAUCAUAUCAUCAUUAUAACUAGUAAUUUCACAGACAAUCCUACCUCUGUAACGACCCUUACAAUGUUGCUUCAUAUAUAAUCAUUUAUACUUAUUUUCAACGUAUAUAUAUGCGAAGUCAAAAUGGACUUUGAACAUGUUUGUGUAUUUUUCAUAUUUUUGUAAAUUGUUUCAAAAUCUUCUAAAUGGAUACCGGUAUUUCAAAACCCAAUCUGCAAACCCUUUGCUUUCUUUUUUCAAUGAUUAAUAUGUUUUUUUCAUCAAAGUAAUUGCCAUUCAAAAUCAUAUGUUUAUGUAAACCUAAAGCAGUUAAUGCUUUUCUUCAAAGUAGACUUGCUUCAGAUCAAAAUUGAUUUUUAAUGACAUAACAGAUGAAGGUUUCAACUAUUAUAUCCCACCUCUGCCAUCACUAGCUACUAGAGGGAUUACAUUUAUAGUGCAAUAGUUGCAUUAAAGGGAUCCGGUAUUAAACUUUGUCUCAGAUUUUGAAACAAAAUCCUGCAGGAUUCAGCUCAUGCCGCAAUCAUACCGGGUGAUUAAAAACCUGUUUGUCAGUCAGGAACCCCAUGACUUUUACAAGCCGAUCGCCUGUCUAAUUAUCAAGAUAUUUAUGAUU